AUGCUGACAAAAUUCAAUCAAGCAUAUUCAGAAUUAAUCGGGAAACUACCUCCUUCACUAGAAAAUGAAGCUUGGAAACAUCUUAUUUCUAGAAAGCGAAAUCCAAUAACAGAAGAGGACGCUAGUACCAUUAACCCCUUAAUAGAAUUAUUUUUGAAUCACGAACAAUAUGAAGAAUAUUAUAUUCCAUAUAAUUGGAUAGAAUCUAAAAAGAGUCAAUUGCGGUCUAGAUUCCAACAGCGACUUUUAGAAAUAGAAGUGUAA
Molecule: messenger RNA, 264 nt
Organism: Entrophospora sp. SA101
Lineage: Eukaryota; Fungi; Glomeromycota; Glomeromycetes; Entrophosporales; Entrophosporaceae
Source: the annotation of a GenBank genome assembly